AUGGAAAAAAAUGGAUUUCCAUUGACGUCAAAAGAAGUCAAGGCAUUAGUGUCAGAAUAUAUUAAAAGGAAUGGUAUAGUUACGCCAUUCAGAGAAGAUAUGCCUGGUGAUGAUUGGCUUCGUGGUUUUCGCAAGAGAAACGGUUUAUCGCUAAAAAAACCGCAGUCUGUAGAAAUUGCCCGUAAACGGGCAUGUAAUCCGUUUACAGUGUAUGAAUAUUUUGAUUUAUUAGAAAGUGUUUUGAAAGAUUUAGACCUCACUGAUAAACCUCAAAGAAUAUAUAACCUCGACGAAACUAGUUUUUCUAAUGAUCCGUCUAAAACCCGAGUCAUUGGACAAAAAGGGUUCCGCUGUACCAGGACUACUAGUUCCCCUGGAAGAGAAAAUACGACUGUGUUGUUGGCUGCAAAUGCAGUAGGCGAUAAAGUUCCACCACUUAUUGUUUUCCAGGGCAAGCAUUUAUGGAAUGAGUGGUGUUACAAAGAUCCAUAUGUCAAAACAGCUUACACUGUCAGUCGCAAGGACUUAAAUGUUAUUAAGUUGGCUCAAUCCGAAAACAUUACCAUAUUGAAAUUACCACCACACUCAUCCGAUACCCUUCAACCAUUAGAUUGCAGUGGCAUGAAACCCAUGAAAGAUAGGUGGGACGAGGCUCUUGUUAAAUGGCAAAGGCUACAUAUUGGUGCUAAGCUACCAAAAAGUGAGUUCGCCAGGAUUCUGACCGAAAUAUGGAGCAAUCUAAAUCCAGUUAUACUGCAAAAUGGCUUUAAAAAAACUGGUAUAUAUCCGUUUAACCGUCAGGCAAUAUCUCAAAAUAUAUUCGAUCCUUUGGCUUUAGCGCGAUGGGAAAAAGAACAAGCACUUACGCACAAUGUUGAAGAUAACGAAGUUGAAUAUGUAAACUUAUUUACCUUGCCUGAAGAAGAAAACACCUUACUAACCUUUGAUAAAAACCUAAAUGACUGCACGCAUCAGAUUGUCCAGAAUCAAGUUUAUUUUAACGUACCAACCCUUUUAAGUUUGACACUUCAAAAUUUUAACAUGAUCGGAAAUUGUCUGGAAGAUGCUAAGACUCACAAGAACUGUACUGAAGUUAAAGUAACAGACAAACAAGAUGAAAUGGUGACAGAAUACGAUAAUUCAGUAAAUGCCAAUAGUAAAGAAAACCAGAUUCAAGUAGAAAUAGCAGGAUCAACGAUUUUCGAUCAAGAAAUUAUUGGAAACAAAACAAGUAUAUACGUCAAAGAAAAAUAUGUAAAUACAAAGAAACAAGGAAAAAAAGAGCCAAGAGUCUACGAAAAACAGAAGCCAGGACAUGUUUCUUCCACACAAAAACAAGAUUCCUUUGAACAAGUUCGGAAAUCUACAUCUGCUGGUACUAAGAGCAAUACAUCUUCAAAAAUAAUAAUUCUAGAAAACGUGCUAAUUAAACCUGCAGCUACAAGUUAUAAUAAAGAAAACAGAGAACUGAAAAAGGAACUGCAAGAAAAACUAAAAACAUAUGAAAAAAAGCAGCAUUCAAUUAUCUUAGGAAACCAUAAUGAAACCGCAAAAAUAGAAAUUAACCAAAACCAACAACACUCGCAAAAGUCGGUAAACUUAGAUAAAUAUGCUCAAUUCAAACAUGAAAAUGAAGCUAAAACAAAUGUUAUGAACGUAUCAUUUCAGGAACUUUUAUUGAAAAAAAUAGGUCACAGUGAUCCCCCCAAAACCAAAAAGAAGCGCGUUACUAGAGGCGCCGAAAUUUUGACUUACAAUGAAGUAAUUGAUAGAAUGGAAAAAGAACAAGAAGAGAAACAAAGGAAAACAGAAGAAAAACAAGCCAGGCAAAAGAGAAAAUUAAAGAAGAAGACUUUGACUAAGAAAAAGAAAACGAGAUAUGAAUCAGAUAGUAAUACUAGUGGUUCGUUUCAAAGUAACGAUUCGUCAGAGGCCGAAGACCCAGAAACUUUUUACAAAAGUUUGCUGGAAAAUAACUCAGAUAAUGAUUCUAUAUACCUUGAAGACAAUUCAUCCAAUGUUCCAACUUUUGAAACUCCAAAGCGAGAAACAAGAAAUAAAAAUAUUGAUAUAUACCAAAUAUCUAAACCAGGAACUAAGACAAAACAAACCCGAAAGAAAACAUGUCUAACAGAAAAAGAGAAUAAAAGUAGCAAAAGAGGAAGUUAUGUUCAAGAAGAAAGCCAGUGCGUAAUUUAUAAUAUGUUGGAAAGCGUAGCAUCCACUUCAAAACAGGAGUUUGUAUUCGUGCCAAAAGAAGGUGACUUCGUAUUAGCAAAAUUCAGCUCUGCUUUGGGAAAGAAAACCUAUAAGUAUGUUUGUUUGAUAGAAGAUAUUACUGGAGAAAAAGCUGUUGUGAAAGGUCUGAAGUCCUAUAAACAAAAAAAUACGUUUAAACUUAUUAAAAAUGACGUGUCAAUAAUUGAUUUCACCGAUAUUAUCACCGUGCUUCCUCAACCUGAUUGCGUGGGAGAGCUUUAUAAGUUUUCGGAAAACAUUAACGUGAUUGAGAAAUAA
Molecule: messenger RNA, 2517 nt
Organism: Arctia plantaginis
Lineage: Eukaryota; Metazoa; Arthropoda; Insecta; Lepidoptera; Erebidae
Source: the annotation of a GenBank genome assembly